This is a messenger RNA of Porites lobata, 11834 nucleotides long. The record is from the annotation of a GenBank genome assembly. Lineage: Eukaryota; Metazoa; Cnidaria; Anthozoa; Scleractinia; Poritidae.
AUGAACAAGCCGCGUGAAAAAGGAGACAAAAAUCUUGGACGAAGUAACUUUAAAGGUAGAGGCAAGGAAGCAGAAUUUCGUACCAAAAAACAAAAGAAUGAACUGCAUAUAUUGAAAAUGUCCCAGGAAUGGGACUUAAGAAGGCAGAAGCGACGAAUGGAUCGGCAAAAAUGGGUCGAAGAACGACGAAAUCAGAAAUUGCCCAUAUGGCAACGAGUUGGAAAUCUGCGUGUCCAGGCAAAUGAGGAAAUCGCACAUGAUACUAGAAAUGAACUUGUAAACAAGAAACAGCAAAUUAUUGAAAAUUCAAAUGAAGCAACUCAAUCCCGAGUUUUAAAUCAGGAUGAUGAAGUGAAGGAACUUUCAUUUGAAACGCGAGGAAAGGACCUAGGGAGCGCGCUUCUUGCUCAAGGUUCAAAAGGAACGAGCUUUAGAGAAAACGCAAAGACGGACACGGCCGAAAUAAAGUUUAUUGAAAAUGAGAAAGUUAGAACAAUGGGACAGCCGUUACUGUACAACGUGAGCACGUUAAAGACAUUAAAAAACUCGACGCAAAUCGCAGAGAAAAGACCCAUCGCAGCGUUCAAAACGCCUUCAAAGGUAAGAUCAUGUAAAAUUUUUAUCGCGGAUUAUUUACACAAGGCUGCCAUAUUUAAGAACAUAAAGAUCAAUAUCCGAGCUGGUUAAUAUUUGCAUACAAGUUCCCCGGUAAGAGAAUUCUGAAAACUGAUAACGCGCGCAGAGAAAAAUAUGCGGAGAGUAGUUUUUAAUCUUCUCAUAACACACGGUUUUGAUUUUUUAAAAAAACCAUAGUUGCACCUGUUCCAGUUUUCAGAAGCGAGACGCUUUCAUUCGAUUAACGUACGUAUGGAAGGUAGAAUUUUUGUUUUGAGCUGUUGUAUAUUUUGCCUAUAAUUUGCGCCCUACCGAUGCUGUAACUAAUAGUGUUAACCAAGUUAUCUCUCAUUUUUCACUCACGUUUUUCAGUUUCGUGUAAAAGGUUUUUAUUUAUGGCACUAUUAAUUGAAAUCUCAUUAUCUAAGUCUAAGUUUCGCGGUGACAGAGGAAAAGAAAUUAGAUGCCUUAGAUCAAGAACAUGUCACGGUUCAAAGUCUCCUUGCCAACUUAAUCAUAAGGUUCUAGCAAAUGUUUGAGUCUCAGGAAACAGUACUUGAGCUGAAAAUGAAAGACAAAUGAAAAAGGUACAUUAUACCUUGUAAAGGCCAGGUUACACUCGCCGUUUUGCCGCGCGAUUUUUUUUAGCGAUUAUUGCAGUACGCAGUUUUAAGGAAUUUUUGAUGCGAUUUCCAAUCUUUAUAUAGGGUAUAUAACGGUUACCGUAAGUUUCAACUGAUGUCAACACUCAUCCAAGCCAAGGAGGCUUUUGGUCACUCUCGAGCAGAAAAUCACUGAUAAAGUGCAUUGAAAUUCCAACAAGUUUGAAUUAACGAUGAUUGCGCAGCGACAAAUCGCCAUGAAAUCGCUAGUAGUUAGUUACAUGCGCAAUUUCAAGUCGCAUCUGAAUCGCAUUACUGAAAUGAGGCAAAAAUCCGGCAGCAAAUCAUCUGUGUCAGAAAAUGAGCCUCAAUGUGUUGGUGGCGCCGCGCAUUUUGCCUACCACGAGGUGCUAGAGGACAUAAACGUUGUCAUGACAAAUGAUCUUUUUUCGGAUCUUUCAUUGCGUUGGUGGUGAAGAAUCCAUUUUAUAUGAAAACAAAAAUCCGUUUCCGUACUUCCCCCCCCCCCCGCAAAAAAAAACCCACACACUUAAACAGAACUUUCGCGUGGCGUUUUCAUUCUCAUUAGACGACGUGUCGCCGCAGAUUUUAUUCAUAGAAAGACGGGCCCGCGACCUUUUUCGAAAAAUCAACCAAUGAGAAGUAAGUCCAAACCCUCAAAUCUUUUGCCGCUCGCCAUACUUGCUAUCGGAACAGCGAUUUUUUAAUUAGAAUUGGUGGCCUUUCAACAGCGAGCCUCAUUUGCAUGACUAGGUAUAACAAAGUGGUACACUGAGUGGUACAGUAUUGAAAAAGCCAUUCAAAUUUAAUCAUGAAUUAUUUAGUUUAAAAAAAUUAUAAUCACUGCUUAUUUUUAGGCAUUUAAAGGAGUAGUCAUUGUGACUACUUUGUCUUUCAGUUCUAAGCAUGACGAGAUGACUUUAAUUGUUUGAGCGUUUUUUAAAAAACCAAGGUAUUCUGAAUGCGGUAGAGAGACUUACACAGCACCAUGCUGAUUUUAUCGCGCGUAUUUAUUUUGAGAUAUUAGUCUAUGCUUUUAAAGGCAAUUCACAGAUUAGCACCUCUUAUAUUAGAGCAUGAUUAAAACAAUGAGUAUUUAGCCGAAGCCAUCUUAUUGGUUGAUCCAAUAAAAGUCUGUUGCUGCAGCGGUUCAAAGUAAAUAAACAUCUCCAGCUUCGAUGUCGAUGUUUGAAGGGAAUUCGUUCAAGCUGGGUCUCAGAUCACCUCCCUUGCAUCUGUUUAAUCGUAACUAACCAUACGCUGCUGUUAUUUUUGCAGUCUCUUAACAAUCAGGCUGGCGAACAUCUUGACUUUAGAAAGUCCUCAGAAACAGGUACUACUUACAACUGUGUGGAUUGUGUAAACUGAUGUUUUCUUCAAGAUUUUGUAAUUUCUUAAUAAGCAAUUAUGUACACGUAUAACACUGGCCGAAUAUUAGCCAGACCUGAGAAGGAACACGGCCAAUAUCUGGCCAUCCUUGAGCAAAUACCUUUGGCCAUGAAAGGGUUUUAUUAUAUGGCCAGAAGAAAGCUUUCUUGCGGGAACAAAGCGGACAAUCUCUCGAGUGCAUGGGCAGCUAAAAAUCCAUCUUUUCCGCUCGAGUAGGUAACAACUGAAAUUACAUUUUUGCACGCAGAUCACUUGGAAUAUAUUGAAUAUGAAAAUAACGAUCAUUUCAAUUUGAAAUACGUAAGAAAUUCUUCCAAAUUAGGGCUUUGCCUGGCUUAAGGGUUCUCGCAUGUAUUUACGAAUGAAACCCGAAGGGGAGGGCGUGGUCUUCAAUUGGUUUAGUCUGAAGGCAGGCCGUAUGCAAAGCAGAGGAUUUUGGAAAAAAUGAUUGGCAGCACCGCAAUCUAAAGGUUUUGAGACAGGAAAUGGAUUUUUGGUGUCUAGACUAGAAACCAGGGGAACAACAUCGAAGGAACGAAGAUCCUCGUUGUCUCGUUUAGUGUUUUAACAAGAGUAUAUGCAGAUUUUGGUCCGCCUCUCUUAUGGUGUUCCAGACGGAACGUCAAUGAUUUUACCCAUACAAAUAUCGCUUUGGGUCGUGAAAAAGUGAAGAAAGAAGGAGAUGAACGGAAAAGAGGGAACCAGGGGGUUUCAGGUUCCCAGGGGCAAACCCCUCCCCUGCAAAAAAAACUUAUUAAAGGGAUUCCCCCGGGAAUUGCUGGUGGUUAUAUAGCCUCCGCCUUGGACAGAAUAAAAUCAAAAUCAACAGACCACGAUUUUAAUCGUAAAAAGUAAAAUGUUAAUAUCAGUCAUCCCCUCUGGUAAAAUGAUUGUUAAUCAAAUUGACUUCGCAAUAUUUGUUAUCAUCUGUUACCACGGGAAUAUGAAUAUAUUUAUUUGCUAACGCGACCAAACUUUGCCAGAAAGAAUUAACAAAUAACAAACGAUGCACGUGGCGGAGAGAAUCUUCUCGACUUUUGGUGCUUUAAGCUAUCCGCUUGGAAAUGGCAGCUAGAUUUAAAGUCCUACGUUCUUAUUUCACAGGGCCGGAAAAAGCUGGGAACAGCAAUGAGGCAAAUCCUGUCGCAAUACAAAAGCUUUUACGCCUGGAACCAACAAAUGGACAGCCGGAUAGGACAAACAGAAAAAGGAAGCUAGAGGCUAUAUAUAUUGAUGGUGAUAUCGACGAAAUGGUAGGCAGAUCGAAUGUGCAUGAAGUUCGCGUUUUUUUUGAUACCUUAAAAUUUGCGUGGGAUUCGAUUACAGCAUGCUUUGCGCAAAGAAAACGAAUGCGUUGCUGUAAACUCGGUUUGCAUGAGUGAAGAAAAAUUCAAAAAGGUGUUUGAAAUGAAUCCCCUAAUUAUUGGAGUUAAUGGAAAUUUUCACCGGGAAUGAUGUUCAAAAGGAAAAUUAUCAAAGAAAAACAGACCGCGUUCGUCGAAAUGUAGUUUUGUUUUUGUGAUAAUAAUCCUCAUACAAAAUGUUUAACCAAAUUUUUCAUCCUUAUAAGUAUCUAAAUUCUAAGUUACACUGAAUUUUAAUAUGAAGCAUUAUCAAUGGCUUAGAAAACAUUUGAUGAUGAAGUACCUUAACGCUCACCGCAUAAAUUGAACAGUAAUUUUAAUUUAAACUUAUCAAUAUUUUUUUAUGCUCCAAUUUUACUAACUUUACCAAAUUUUUGAAAAAUAAUUACUGACGAAGCGGGACUCGUUAUGCUUCGAUUGCUAUAUUCCUUGACGAUACAGUUUUGAGCGCCUUUUAUCGAAGAAGAUCUAUAUACAGCUAUUUCGAGAAAGGUUGUCGGAAAAAAUGUGCACGCGACUAUUCCCAAAGGUAAUAUGGAAUAUGCAGAAUACACUGCUCUUGACACUGUAGCUGUCGAACCUACUUUUGUUACUUUCCUUUAGCACCCGCAGACAUAUGUCCAUAGCCUCUCCUGCCAUUCUUUCAAAUUUCUUUGAAAAACAGAGAACUCAAACUACCACCCACAAAACCCUUCAGGGUUGUCGCGUGCCGUUUACCCGACAACUGGCUUCCCCGAAAUAGCUGUGUAUAUAUAUAUAUAUCCCUGACUUAGCUCAGGGCUAUUAGAGAAGCUUGGAAUGAUUGUUCGUAAAAUUUAAAGUGUUUUACACUUUAGCAGUUUGGAGACCUAACACUGAACCAAGCGAAUUUGGUAAUUUAUACACUUUUGACACUUUGUCGUCACAAAACAAAAGAAAAAAGUAAGGACGAAAUUAAUACAAAUAUUGGGCGAAUAGAACUUUUCAAAGUGAUCAAGCUGAGUUAUAACUGGUCUUGUUUCCAAAUCAGUGCGUCGGCAACUUUCGCUUUUCACUUGUGAUCCAAAUUAAAAAAAAAAUCGAACACAUUCGUAAAACAUCCGAUUGGAAUAAGGUCAUUUCGUGUGACUUCGACAGUUUAUGAAAAUCAGUCAGAACUCCUAUUAAAAAGCAGUAUUUUAGAUUAUGCCCGCUUCAUAGCAACGCCAGAAUGAUUUUAAGUAUUUUUGCAUCUGCAUUUAACUUACAAAUACAAGGGAGAAGAAGAGUAAGGGAAAAAACUAUUACACAAAAGGGAAGAUAGAACGAAUAAACAAUUCGUCUUUCUUGGAGAAGCAUAUCGCGUAAUAAAAUUUACAUAUAAAUUACAAAUUAAUUUUUUCGAAGCCGGCAAUAUAUACUGUAAACCCUCGGGAAGAAGAUUGGUUUCUUCUCACCGACGAUUUAAUGUAGAUAUUGUAUCUGAUUUAUUGACAACUCUUGACAUACAAGAUCACGGGAGGCAGACUGGAGACGAGGGACACGCCCUGGGAGGGGUAGGAGGGGAGGCAUACCCUCCAGAAAAAUUUUACAUCUAGAAGCUCCAAAACCGGGUUAUCUUCAGAAUUUUUCAUCACCUAUUUUUUCAGAAGAAACUGAUUAAUCUUGUUCGACUGAAGAUUAUUUUAAAACUAAACAUUAGGGCCAUUUAUACGAGAAAAAAUAAGACGCGAACUGUACCAUUUAUACGAGCAUGUCUUAUCUAAGACGAGAACAGCUCGUAUAAAUGGUUCGCGUCUUAUUUCUGUUCUUGACUCGUUUUCAUGUGAAUGUUGCCCGUUGCAACGACAAUCCAACGUGGCGCGCCAAAAAUUAACGCAUGCGUACUAUGGGUUCGCGUCUUAUGUAAGACGCGAAGGUCAUUUAUACGAGGUUUUUCUCGUCUUAGCUAAGACGCGUCUCAUCUAAGAACAGGUGUUAAGGGCUGUUCUAAAAUAAGACGCGUCUUAGCUAAGCCGCGUCUUAUUUUAGACGAAAUGCGUCGUUUAUACGGAAAGUUCGCGUCUUAUUUAAGACGCGUCCUAUGUAAGACGCGUCUUAUUUUUCCUCGUAUAAAUGGCCCUAUUAUGUUCUGAACCAAGUCUUGUCUCGUUCUGAACUCUUGUUAGCUAAGGCUCUGUUUUCAAUACAGAUUUUCUUUUCCGGCUUACGUUUUCGCCUCACCGAAAGCAGCAUUGAUGGAAAUAACUGUUCAUUUGUUACCCUUUGCAAUACAAAACUGGUCGUUGCACUUAAAAAGAGCUUUUGAGAGUGAUUAAUCUUCCUUUGUAAAACGUCUAAAAGCCGGUCAAGUACAUUAAUGGGAGGGCAUGUUUCGCACGGUAAAAUUUUACAAUAAAAUGAUUGCACCAUAAUUAGUUUAAAGAGACUCUAAACUAAUUAGUUAAUUAACUAAUUAUUUAUAUGCAUUCAUUUUUCAAUAAUUUUAGCCUUCUCUCAUGCGUGUUGACAAGCCAACGACGCUGGAGAGUAUAGCAAGAGAAAAUGGGGUAAGCUAGAGAAAGUCUGUCCUUUGUUCAUUAAAGGUUUGCCUGCACGCCUGGUAAACUCAGAAGGGGAAUGGGAAAGGAAAAUUCGGGGGCGCGCAAAACGAGAAGGGAGCGCGUUCUUCGCGUUUUAGCACGCGCAACUUCCUUUCUUCCCCUUCUCCAUUGCGCUCCUACCACGUAGGCUAUACAGUGUUCGCAGUUUACUUGCCCCGGGCGGAUCUAGGGUUUUUGACGCGAGAGGUGUAGCUACUAGUACCAAAGGAAUAACAAGUUGGAACUUUUUACCUAUAUUUUCCACAAACUUUAUUCUGGAGAGCCAACCUGACAUAGCGGAGAAAAGAGGAAAAUGGGAAAAGGACUUUUUCUAAUUUUCUUUAUUUUAAUUUACUUCUGCUUAAUUACAAUUUUUAACGUUUUCAUUUUAUAUCUUUUUCUAGCCGGUCACGAUUUCAAGUUCUGCGAAUAGUGCAGUAGUAAUAAGACCCAGUCAUAAAAGCGUAGAUCAACCAGAAAACGAAAAAGGUACCUUAUUUUGUUAUCUUCAACCUACACCAACUUUGUGGAUAAGAUGCAUGCUAUCACUCCAUUUAGCUAGCAAAUACAAUUUGGCCUGAUCUUAGUUUACCUCACAUGUCAGUUGCUGCUACCUUAGUGCAAAACAAAUGGCUAGCCAAUGAGAGUUGUUGGCAAAUUAGGACCACUUUUAAGACUUUUAAAAGCGUCACAAGAGAUGAAGUUACCAUGGCGUCAGUCUUCACUAGCCUGUUUAAGACACCCUUAAUGUUAGCUUUAAGUGCCUAGAACUCAAAAAUUAGUUUCGUGUCGACUUCAGUGUUUGUAAACUCAAAGUUUGGUAUGUCAAGGUGCAAUUGUUUAAUGGGGCAAUGUCACGCUGUUUGCUGCCUUCGCAUCAACUGAAUUCAAAAACUAAUGACUCAAUUUGUAUAGGUAAUAGCAUGAUUUGUAGUGAUAUUUGGCAUAAAUACCACGAGUGAUAUUUCGAAAUUGUAAAUUACGUAUAAGUAAUUUGAGACAAUUUUGAAAUAUCACCAGUGGUAUUUAUGCCAAAUGUCACGUACAAAUCAUGCUAUUAUUUGUUUAUACUACUACCCGCAAAAGGUUUGUAAUUUUCACGAGUAGGUAUUUCAAAUUAAGCUGAAAUACCACUGCUCUUAGCCAAUCAAAUUGCAGAAAUUUCUCAUGUAGUAGUAUAAUGUGGCUCGCGCGCACAAGACUCUUACGCCACGCUUUUCCGAUUUUUUUAAUGAUUUUGAGAAAAAAAAAACCCGACUGUUUUGCAGUCUAAUGUCAUUUAAGACAUAUUUUUUAUCUAUUUUACUGUUUCCUGCCGUCUGUUGCAACGUGGGAUGGCAAGUAUGAACAUGGAUUGAAACUUUUUCAAGUUUUAACGCUAUCCCUACAAAAAUCCUCCCAAAACUUAUUAUGGUUUGUGCUCCUUGGGGAAGUUUGUUUGAUAUCUUCAUUCUUAACUCUACAGGGGCAUUCUAUGUAUGGUUAAAGCCCGCGGGGGCACUUGGGUAUUUUUUGGGUGGGUAUGUGCCGCCCGCGAUUCCAAAUUGGCACCCCGUUUUGUAAAAAAUUUCCCUUAAAAUUGAUACCCCGUUCUAGAAAUGGGCCAAUUUUUUAUAUCCCGUUCUAGAAUUCGCCCUAAAACUGAUACCCUGUUCUAGAAAUGGGCCAAUUUUUUAUACUCCGUUCUAGGGUGCAACAAGAGUAUAACAGUUUGCUUGUUAACGCAUUGAACCGUAUUUUUAAAAGCAAUCUGUCCUUGAAUAAUUUCAAAUGGCUGCUUAAAAAAAUGGAGCUUUCGUGAGUUCGAAAUAUUAUACCCCGUUCUAGAAAACGCCUCUAAAAUGGAUACCCCGUUCAAAACCAUGAGCUUCAAAAUCCCGAUCCCGUUGGGCGGCACAUACCCGUAUAGGUAAUGUAUGGGAGUACCCCCCCCCCCCGGCGGUUAAAGGCACUAUGUAAUGACUUCAGCACAGAAUUGACCUAAAACAACAAUAUCCUUGUGACAUCGCCCCUUUAAGAUUAGCCAAGCCCUAAUCGCUCCACGCCGCUCGACGCGACAGUAGGGAGCGACGAGAUAGAGGCCUCUGUAUUUCCAGAAUCUCUCAACUGAUGAGCGCAAAGUAGCGUUUCUUUGUGGGGGGUGAAAAAAAAUUACGAAACAAUAGUGUCAACGAAAAGUAUUCUUAGGGCCUGUUUACAUGGAGUGGGGGACCCCGGUCUAGUGGGGUUGGUUUCUUUUGUUUUCACGCUUUGGGGGACACAAAACAAAAGAAACCUACCCCACUAAACCGGGGUCCCCCACUCCAUGUAAACAGGGUCUUAGUGCUCGUCACGCUUUCCUCUCUGGACACUCUUCACCCACCUCUCCCACAUGAGCUUUGCGGCCUGAUGCUAUUUGCCACGACGUUGCAGCAGUGUAAAAAUGGCACCCGGCGUUCCCCUUGAGGCUCACCCGGACUGAUUAGUUCUACAGUAGUUAUACAGUUAGUUAUACAGUAGGUCUGUAUUUUCUCUUUUGUUUUCAUUUUAUAGAAGAAGCUAUGCCACAGAUAAAGCAGUGCUAUUCCCUGCAAAAUCGCCGCGACGAAACUCCAAACUUUAACUUCUUCGCAGCUAAAAAAUCUCCUACAAAAUCUAGCCCAGUUUCGAUUUGCAAGACAUCACCGGUAACCAUGACGACCACAUCAGCCGCGGUUAAAGUUCAAGUAGCAAUGCCGUCGGUUCCUGUCGAUUCCAAAUGUAUCGUUUACUUAGCGAAGGCCCCAGUCCCAUCUCCCACUCCUGGGACUCCCACUAACCCCAGGCCAGGUUACCUUUUGCCUGUAUACAAGACAAGCACCAGAGAAGCGGCUUAUGCAUUUGUGCCAGCUGGAGCACAACGGACGCACAGGGUGGGGGACAAAUCGAUGUCACCACUGGAGGGACGUGCGCCUAAUCAUGUUAGAAGCGAAUGUAGUCUGAACGGCAGUUGUACGACAGUUGGACACUACGUGACCCGCCCUUAUCCUAGUCCGAACUCAAUGACUGCCUUAAAGGAAGUGCAUACUGGGUGUGUUCCCGCUACAGGGAAGCUUCUGUCGGGUUCACAGGCGCCACCCGCACUGUACAGUGAUCAUAUCCAUUCCAAAUCAAGAGUUCACUCAUGCUGCGACUUAAUCAGCGAUGCCAGCGCGUUAAAUCCUUCGCGGACUGACUCGGUCAAUACGACUGGAUGCUCAACAGGCGGCAGCAGUAAGAACUCCUUAGUUAACAUUCUGAAAACGAUAACUACACACAGCGUCGGUCUAUCGAGGGGAAGUGCGAUUCCGCCCAGCUCUGCACCGUCGCUGGUUCAAGAGAUUUCAGGCGGCACGCUAUCAGCUUCACAAGAAAAGCCUCCUUACCCGCCUCUAUGUCGAAUACAGGAAAUUGCGCCAAACCAAACGGUGUUGAACAAUCAGGAAGCCAUUUUCAACCCGAUGUCGGUCUAUGUUCGGGCCAAGCUGGUUCCGCGAGAGGUGGUGGCGGUGAAUCAAGGAGUAGAGCCCAGUCCUCCACUGGUCGAGUACAUAAAGACUAAUGCAAUAUGCGACAAGGAGCUGACGAAAUGGAGCGUGAAAAAUGUGGCGGAUUUCAUUGCUGCUACUGAUUGUGCAGAUAAGGCGGAGUUGUUUUUAGAGCAGGUUUGUAAUACAAUCUGUGAUUUUUGCUAAGACGUCAAGGAUGGGUACCGCCAAAGCUGAGAGAUUACACAAGCUGAUACUCGCACUCAUUUUUGUAUUGCGCUUUAAAAAAAUGUAUUGAUAUCAAUUUUUUUUCGAAUUUGAUUUUCCUUCUUUCAACUCAGCAGACUUGUGUUCAUAACAGUACUUUCAACUUUUGCACGAUAAAUAGAAGUUCCUGUAAAAGAAUGGAAUAACUACAGACUACGGACCAACACUCAGGGUCUUAAAAAACUAAGAUGAAAGCGCUGCCUUCAGUGACAUCUGCAAACGGUUAGACUUUCUAGUCUUCUUGGAUAAGGACGAAAACCCGUGGGUUCCGUCUAACAGCACUUUCACUUAGCUGGCUCUUGUGGGACGUAAAAGAAUCCUAAGUCUGUUCGAAACGAGUAGGGGAUGUAGACCCCGGUGGUGAGGCCAACCUUCCCUGGGAAGGGUGGGUUAUCUGUAAGGAGAGACCUUAAUACAGGGAUAACCUCAUGAUCUUUCUUCAGGCGUCGUAAUGGCUUCCUGCAAAUGGUGUAUGUUUAUGUGGUAUAGCUUCAUUCAAUUUGAUGCAGGCACCAGUCUUAAUGCCCUGCGGUGUUCUCGAAGGCUGAUUUAGCAACAGAACAGGAACGUCAGUUGACGACGGUGAGCGCAAAUCAAACAACUGGCUUGACCAAUGGCUGAGCGGCAAAUUGGGCACCGGAAGUAGAGCUUAGUCCUUUCCGCACGCUUUCCCGUCGUCAAAUGACGUUCCCGUUCUGUUACUCAAUCAGCCUAAUGUUGCAGAUAGUGGACGCACGUCAAAGACGUUUAAUCUUUUAUCUCUCAUAUAAGAAAAUCCGGAUUCCGGAAUCUGGGAAAUGGUUGCUUGUGGAAUCUGGAAUCCGUAAAAUCCGGAAUCCUAGGCUUUGGAAUCCGGGAUACAGCUUAAGGAAUCCGAAGCCCCACUUACGAUUGGAUCCGACAAAGAACCCGGUAUUUAGUACCUGAAUCACUGCGUGGGAUACAGAAUCCAAGACUGUCUUGGGUUCCCUUAAAUGGGCAACUUUUGGGUGAAACAAAUAGCUCCUUUUUGUACGUGUCAUGAACGAUACAUAUAUAGUGUGCAUCUAGCAUAGUAACGAGUUUUCUAUCCGCAACAUUACACUAAAAUUGGCAUACCAUGAUAAUCUUAUUCCUCACAUUUUUUCUUAUCCUAAAGAACGUAAAAAGUGUAUACCCUGCCUUGUAUGCUGUAAUUAAGCCUGUCUUUCCCUUUUUGAAAGUCAAAAAGGUCUGAUUUUGCCAUGUUUUAUAAUUUGUAUUUAAUUUUUGUUCCGUUGUAGGAGAUUGAUGGUAAAGCGCUGCUUUCAUUGUCCCCUGAGAUGCUAAUGAAGGGAAUGAACUUAAAACUAGGACCCUCAGUGAAACUCUACAAUCACAUCAUAAAUUUAAGAACGGCCUUGUCGCUUUAAAACUCCAGUCUCAACCAGACCAGCAAGCGAGGUCAAAAGCUGAUCGUAUACAUUCACAUCUUUCAUUCACAAGCAUACUUUCUCUUCCAAACGGAAUCUGAACAUGCCCGGUUCUAUUUAUAGUGAAACGUACGAAAAUCCCCGGACGAAGUAAACGGAC